Molecule: messenger RNA, 1680 nt
Organism: Neurospora tetraspora
Lineage: Eukaryota; Fungi; Ascomycota; Sordariomycetes; Sordariales; Sordariaceae
Exons: 2
Coding region: 437-1339 (300 amino acids)
Molecular function (GO): oxidoreductase activity
Source: RefSeq, a predicted model, not a curated record
CUACUCGUACCUGCUUCUUGAUUUCAAGUCUCGCGCUCUCUUGGCUCUCUUGGCUCUCUUUCCCAUCGAGAUGCGACACGAACGGGAAGCUACGCCUUACCGCACACCUACACAUUUGAGGACUGCCGAAGGCGGUAAAACGACAGGCGCGGUGCAGCACUUGGCUGUUCAUCCGAUUAGCGAUGACCCUUUGAUGUCGUCAUCGAUAUUGACUUCGGUCUCUUCCAGCAACAGGCCAAUACGUCAUAGGCACAUAAGUAAACAAAAGCUCACGAUGUGAUCUAUAAAAGUGAAAACGCAUUUUCAAACACUCCUCUAAUUGAUUCAUAUCCUCCAAACACCUGAAUUACUUCAACUCUCUGCAAUCAGUCACCGAGAAAAUCAACCGAGGAACCCAACCCGAAAACUCUAGCUGAAUCACCAGAUAUCGGACAAAAUGACGGACAAGGGACAAUUCGAGAGUGGCCACAGGAUCCCGGUCUCUCAUCAGAGCUUCCCCGGCAAGGAAACCGAGAUGCCGAACCCGCAGCCUCUGUGGGAUGAGAUUCCAACCGCUGACGGGAAGAGCCAGAAGUACCGCGCUGCCGGCAAGCUCAAGGGCAAGAAGGCUAUCAUCACCGGAGGCGACUCUGGCAUUGGCCGCGCAAGCGCCAUCCUCUUUGCCAUGGAGGGAGCCGACUCACUCAUCGCAUAUCUUCCCGAAGAGGAGGAGGAUGCGCAGGAAACCAAGAGAAGGGUCGAGGCGUACGGUCAGAAGUGCUACUUGGUCUCUACGGAUCUUCGCGACAGGGAGAACUGCAAGAAGCUGGUUGACGAGGCUGUCAAGAUCUUCAACGGCCAAAUCGACAUCCUCUUCAACAACGCCGCCUACCAGAUGGUAGUCGAUGACAUCAAGGACCUUUCAGAAGACCAGUGGAUCAACACCUUCAACACCAACAUUCACCCUUACUUCUACUUGGCCAAGUAUUCUCUGCCACACAUGAAGCGCGGAAGCACCAUUAUCAACAACGCCAGCAUCAACGCCUACGUCGGUCGUCCCGACCUUCUCGAUUACACUUCCACCAAGGGCGCAAUCGUGGCCUUCACCCGCGGUCUGAGCAAUCAGCAGGCUCCCAACGGUAUCCGCGUCAACGCUGUUGCCCCUGGACCCGUUGUGACACCUCUCAUCCCAUCUACCAUGAAGGAUGAGAACCAGAAGCAGUUCGGAUCCACCCCCUUGGGUCGUCCUGCUCAGCCAAGUGAGGUUGCUACUGCAGUGGUCUUCUUGGCAAGCGAAGAUAGCAGCGCUUUCAGUGGUCAAACGCUGCAUCCCAACAUGGGAACUGUUGUCAGCGGCUAAGUCGAAGACCGUGGUCAGUCACCAAAAGAGAAUCCGGAUGAGUCGACGUUGUAUUAUCAUGGGCCCUGGUUCAUGAGGAAGGGUGAAGAAGACAACCUGAACGGCGUGGGACUCGGUUGUUUGAGGAAGGAUAGGUGGGAUGAGAAAGGUAUCGACAUUCACAACGACACCUCUUGAUAACAUCGGUUUGAUUCAACUCCCACCGGAGAUCCACAUCGUCGAUACAUUCCUAGAAGAUCCAAUUGGUAUUACACUCGGAUAGUGAAUGGUAUCGAUACUAUCCAUUCACUCCGAGAAAAUAAGUAGCAUAGCCUGGCGUAAUGAAAAGUUUAUUAAUAUCA